This is a messenger RNA of Engraulis encrasicolus (European anchovy), 955 nucleotides long. Its product is annotated as sarcolipin. Gene Ontology annotation, cellular component: membrane. Gene Ontology annotation, molecular function: enzyme regulator activity. Lineage: Eukaryota; Metazoa; Chordata; Actinopteri; Clupeiformes; Engraulidae. The transcript has 2 exons. The coding region runs from base 382 to 477 and encodes 31 amino acids. The record is from RefSeq and is a predicted model, not a curated record.
GGAUGGGACGGGGCGGGCCCAUGUUCCUCUGGCUACUUUAGAGGGGCCCGGAGGUGGGUGUGUCCGUGUACUGCACAGAACCAGGGGUGGGUGUGCCCGCGUACCACACAGAACCACUUUGGUGCCCAAAAGAAAAGGAGACAGCAAGAGAGAGGAGGACGAUACCUCACUGAACAGCUGAUCUGAUGCCCCACUACCUCCAGGAGAGCUGUCCUGCAUCAUUGGCAAGCUUUAGGUACUACUGAGGUCAAAGGUCAAGACUACGGGUUCUCCAGUGGCCCAGCUGCUGGUCAUCCAUCCAUCGCCACCACCUUGUGAAAACGUCCAGCGCACCCUCUACUCUACCUCCCUCUCUUCAAACUCCCCCCUCCUUUGGGCAGAAUGGAUCGCUCAGUACAGGAGCUCUUCCUGAACUUCAUGAUCGUCUUCAUCACAGUGCUGCUCAUGUGGCUUCUGGUGAAGUCGUACCAAGACUGAGUCACAAUGGGGGGGUUCGGUUAGAGUGGUAGUGAAGGGGCGGAUGGAUGGAUGGGGCUGUCUCAAUGUGAUGCUCUCACAAUGAGGUCAGAGGCAGAUUACAGAAGGGUGCCGUUGCCAGAGCCAAACAACAUCAAAGGAAUACGCUCUAAGGUCCUCAGUUAUUGUAUUUUUCUGCUUUAAUGUGGCAUAAGUUCAGUAUGUGUCUCCAGGAAAAUACCUAAAGUAAGCCGUCACAUACAGAACAUGUCAUAGGACUAGAAAUAGCAGAAGGGAAAACAUAACAUCUGUUUGUGUUGUCUAUUUGAUCGUUUUCAUGUAUGACUUUUCCCUCUUUAUUUCGUUACAAUCUGUUCUUACAAAUGCUGCAACGUUAUUCAUUUUCAUUGUCAAAAAACAUGUCUGUUGACAUUUGAUUAAUUGUUGCUAUUGUUUAUGUCUGGAUGUCAUGCAGCAUAACUAUAAAUUGACUGUGAUU